CUUUCUUUUCUCCUGCUGGUUAUAUUCAGUGGACCAAUUAUUCAACUGGCUACUUGCAGUAAAAUAUCAGAACACUUAAAAUAAAUGCUGGGGCUUAGGCUGCUACAAUGAGUGAAGACUCUUCUGAAAACACCGAAGGAACUCUAGAUGUAUGUGAAGCAGGAGAAGAAGAAGGAAAACUGGCUCAAAUGACUCCACCCCGAAUUCCCAGCUCUCAUAUACAUGCCAAAAAGGGUCUUCCUGUGAUUGUGGAUGAAGGAAGAUUUCUGGAUAAACCACCUCUGUCAUACAUAGCUUUGAUUGCAAAGGCGAUACUUUCUUCUCCCACAAAUAAACUGAAUUUAGCUGCUAUCUACAAAUAUAUUGAAGAUAAUUUUCCUUUUUACAGGAACAAAGGUCGAGGUUGGAGGAACAGUGUAAGGCACAACCUUUCGCUAAAUGACUGUUUCAUCAAGGUGGGAAGAUGUGAGGAUGGCAAGGGAAACUACUGGAGUAUUCACCCAUCAAACAUAAAUGACUUUGUUCAAGGGGACUUCAGGCAACAUCGAAGGUCACGAAAGCGUGGACACCAAAAGGAGGUAGAGCACUGCCCUGCUGUGAAUGAUUUCACACUAUGGGGACACUAUCCUUCCUGCCCAGCACCAAAUUUGCUUUACGAAACACAUUAUUUUCUGGAUCCGCUGUGGAAACUUCUGUAUGCUGACAGACUGCAGUUUGUGCAUGAAUACCAAAAAUGGAAUGUAAACAGUCACUUAAUCAUGGGGAAGUUUUCACCUCAAUUACAGACUGAUAAACCCCACGGCACUUUUGGGGACUGGUUCUAUGGAUCUCCUCCCACUUCAGUUACACAGCAGAAUAUUUUCCUAAAUAUUCAGCCAGGUUUACCUAACUCCCUUUCAUUCUUUUCUCAAAAACAGCACCAAAGUGAAGCAUUCAGACACAUCUGUAAGUACUAGAAAGUAUUUGAAGUGCUUGAAUAUCUUCACAGGCAGCUCGGGACUCUGUCAAGAUAUAAUAUAUAUGUUGCACAAUUUUUAGCUUUUGUGUAUGUAUAAAGACAGUAGAAAAGCUUGCUUUCUGCCGCUGACUAUCAGGCCACUGAUUAUCCAUGAUUAUUACCUAAGUGUAUUGGCUUUGAAAUCAUAAAAACGAAUUUUUAAUAAUUCUGCUAGUCAAUGGCCAGGCAUAGAUUACUUCAGUAUAAAA
This is a messenger RNA of Serinus canaria (Common canary), 1206 nucleotides long. RefSeq names its product forkhead box protein L2-like. Gene Ontology annotation, biological process: regulation of transcription by RNA polymerase II; cell differentiation; anatomical structure morphogenesis. Gene Ontology annotation, molecular function: DNA-binding transcription factor activity, RNA polymerase II-specific; RNA polymerase II cis-regulatory region sequence-specific DNA binding. The transcript has a single exon. Lineage: Eukaryota; Metazoa; Chordata; Aves; Passeriformes; Fringillidae. Bases 108 to 956 code for a protein of 282 amino acids. The record is from RefSeq and is a predicted model, not a curated record.